AUGAAGGUUGUACCUGUUCUCGUCAGCGCAGAUAAUUAUGCGUAUCUUCUUAUCGACGAGCCGAGCAGGAAGGCGGCAGUGGUGGAUGUAUUAGACGUAGAAAAGGUACGGGCUGUAGCGGACAAGGAGGGCGUGAGCAUCGUCGCUGGCAUCACCACACAUCACCAUCAAGAUCACAGCGGUGGAAACAAGGCAUGUCUAUUCCCGAAAUCAUUGAUUCAAGUUUCUACGUAUCCUAGUAUCCCCGUUUAUGGAGGCUUUGAUGUGCCUGCUAAAACUGACCUCGUUGAGGAUGGUGGCGAGUUUACUGUUGGUGAUAAUAUACACGUUCGGUGCUUGGCAACUCCUUGCCAUACCAAGGAUUCUAUUUGCUUCCAUGUAACGGACACAUCCAACAAGUCUCAAUCUGGGGGUGUGUUCACUGGGGACACCCUCUUCUUAGGCGGGUGCGGUCGUUUCUUCGAAGGCACAGCAGAGCAAAUGCACGCCUCCCUUUCCAAACUAGCGACGCUCCCGGACGACACGGUCGUAUACAACGGCCACGAAUAUACAGCUGGCAACGUUGCGUUCGCCAAGACUGUCGAGCCCGACAACCCAGCUAUCGGACGACUUUUCAAGCUUGCACAGGAGAACAAGGUUACCACCGGUCUUUCAACUAUUGGUGAUGAGAAGGAGUGGAAUGUGUUUAUGCGUUUGGAUAAAGAUGCCAUACAGUAUGCGGCGCGGGUUACUGGUGCAGAGGAACCUGGUGCUGUUAUGAACAAGUUGCGUGAGCUGAAGAACAACUUUAGGGGGUGA
Molecule: messenger RNA, 798 nt
Organism: Suillus subaureus
Lineage: Eukaryota; Fungi; Basidiomycota; Agaricomycetes; Boletales; Suillaceae
Product: hydroxyacylglutathione hydrolase
Exons: 5
Coding region: 1-798 (265 amino acids)
Molecular function (GO): hydroxyacylglutathione hydrolase activity
Source: RefSeq, a predicted model, not a curated record